Lymnaea stagnalis (great pond snail) is the source of this 8454-nucleotide messenger RNA. The record is from the annotation of a GenBank genome assembly. Lineage: Eukaryota; Metazoa; Mollusca; Gastropoda; Lymnaeidae.
ACACUAACGGAUUUUGUGACAAUGGUGUCAAGUGCGAGAAAGGAUGGUUUGGGCCACAAUGUCAAUAUCGUAAGUAUUUACUGAGCAAAAUUAUGCACAUGUUCUCAUAAUUAUUUUCUGUAAGCGUCCAAAUUGGACAAGUGUAACACACGAUCUGAGUGUCACUGUUGAGCGUAAAUCCCAGGGCUAUAAUGUAACAUAUACAGAGCCACUGCUAUAAUUCUCAUCAUUCUAGUUAUGCGUGCCAACCCCCCACCCCCCCAAAAAAAAACAAAAAAAAAAAACAAACAAACUCUUACUUUCAAAUUAACAUGGCUUUGAAACCAAUAAACAACAAGAGAUUGCUUUUAUUGUGUUUGAUUUCAAAGUACUGGUAUGCACUGGGUCGCAUACAGACGUGUCUUUUACGAUUGUAGAAUCUUAAAAAUAUCAUUACAGCAAGUGUACUGCGGUGUCGUCAAGUUGUGCAUGGAUCAACGGGUGGUGAAUUACAACUGUAACACCAAGUAACUAGUAGUGUAGGUUAAAUCAAUCAUUGAGUACUUUAUGGUCUCUGUGCUUAAUAUAGCAUAGGAACGAGAUAUUUGCAGACACAAAUAUAUUGUUUAAGUAAAACAGUGCUUGGGGCCAUCGCAUCAUAUACAUGCGAAAGAACAAAAAAAAAUGUACUUUUCAAAUAAGCAAUUUCCCGCAAUAUAACUUCUGUAUGUGCGAAAUGGUAUUAAGGAAUUAUUUAUAUGUCCUUUGGAUCUACAAUUCAAAUAUAUCAUCUUUGCUGCUCAACUUUAUUAUUGUUAUGAAAAAUGUGUUCAGUGUAAGUGAUGUGAUGUUUUUCCUACUUUGAAUAAAUUGUAAAAUACUGAGUAAUCUCACAUGUUUAUUUAAUCAUUGUUUUUUUGGGGGGAUAAACUCUAAAUCAUUUGUUAUACAUAGUUAUCCAACCUGUCAAUUGCUAGUUACGUAUACUUAAUUUCCGGUCACUCUUAAAACGUGUAGGCUACUUUACAUUUUUACAUUUAAUUGUGAUCCCUUUUCUUGAGCUUUUUCUUCUGUGCGGUGUUUUCUCUUUCUAUUUCUAGUUGCCAUACUCUCAGAACAAAGAGAAAAGCUGUAAAUCUAAAGACCUAAUUUCUAAAUUUAAAACUAUUUGCCACUAAAUAAUCCCCCACUUGGCACACAUCUAUCUAUAUAUAUAAUUCCCCAGCAAAGGUCAAACAAGACGGGUCAAACACCAUGUAGGCUAUUUAUAGAUACGCCAGAGUGUGGUCCAAUAAUGAGUUCAGCAGCGCGUAAAAUAUAAUUCCCGAUAACUACGCAAAAUGAUAUAUAAACUUUUAAAUACAGUAACGCAAUUGCGUUUUGUGCGUAAUCUUUUCUUUUCGGCAAUGAAAUCGUCUCAAUUUAAGUAUUGUGUAAAAAAUAUUCGGUUUAAAAGUGGUUGGGACAUGAGCAUAUUAAUAUAGUUUAUGGGCGUGAAAUAAAAAGUGUGCAUUGCAUGACGUAUCAUGGGGGAGGGGUGUAGCAAAUAUUGGGAUUCUUAAAUGUGCGUUACGUGUGUUCAUGUUUUGUCAAGUAACUUUACUACAUGGGAAGUUCACGCAUGUACGCUAUAUAUGAUAAAUAUAUUUUUUAAUAACGCUAUUUCGUUUGGCGCGUAAUAUUUUCUUUUUGGAAAUGAAAUCGUCUCAAUUGAAGUAUUUUGUAAAACAUAUUCGGUUUAAAAGGGGUAGGGACCAAUGUCCCCUCUAAGGUUUGUUAGUUCGUGUGCAAAAUCAUAAAGUUGUGUGCAAAUUUUUACAGCAUCAAUUUGUUUGUGCUCAAAAUUUUCAGCCUAAAGACACUUAAGAGGAAAUUAGAUGCACGGUACUCAAAACUCCCACAGCCGCGCAGCUUAAAGAGAACAUUGGUUGGGACAUGAGAAUAUUAAUAUAGCUCAUGAGCAAUUCUGCAACGUAUGCUUCGUCGCGGGUCGACUAGUAUAUAUAUAAAUGUCUGAUAUUGCAAAAUAUAAAAAAACUUUUUAGCCUCAUUAGUUUGGAUUCAGACCUUGUCAUUUCUUAAAUGAAUUGCCGUCCAAGGCUAACGGGUCCCAUCACCCUUGGGAUGUUGGCUUUGGGGAUUGAACUCCAGACCGCUCAACCACCAGGCACCCAGCAUAAUGUAAUAUGACUCUAACAUACGAUUCAAGAAAAAUUCUUACAUAGAAAACAUUAUGUAUAACUCACUUUGUGCUUUAAGUGAGAUACAAUUUUUUUUAUUCGUAUUAGAUUUUACUUUGUUUCACGUAAUGUCAAUCUUAAUAUAAAUGUAUAUUUAAAAUAUUUUUUUUUCAUUCCCGUUCUUGACAAUGUAGUUGCUUUGAUCGGUUUUUUAUGUUUUUGUUAUAUUUUUAUUUUUGUUUCAUUUCUGUUUUUCUUUUAAAUUUAUUCUUAUUUAAAGUAGCAUUAGUAAAUAAAGAAAUGUAUGUUUUAUAUAUACUUGAACAGAGGAUUUAACAGUGAAUGCUACGUUUACACCUGAAAGACUUGAAUCCAUUCUUAGUGACGGUGAUGAUACAACAUGUAAUGAACGACCAACAGAUAACUCUGUUUCAGUUGAACUACGAAAUGCUUCAUUGAUCACAUGGAUACGGUUGAGCUACAACGAUUCAGGUAAGUGCAACUGGAAUACGUUUGGUUAUAUUGUAGCUGUCCUGCUUUUUGUUAUAUUGUAACUGUCAUGAUUUUGAUUAUAUUGUAACUGUCAUGAGUUUGAUUAUAUUGUAACUGUCAUGAGUUUGAUUAUAUUGUAACUGUAAUGGUUUUGGUUAUAUUAUAACUAUCAUGCUUUUUUGGCACAUUGUAACUGUCGUGCUUUUCGUUAUAAUGUAACUUUAAGCUUUUGGGUAUGUUGUAACUGCCAUGUUUUAGUUAUAUUGUAGCUGUCAUGCUUUUAGUUAUAUUGUAACUAUCGUGCUUUUGGUUAUAUUGUAACUGUCAGACUUUUGGUUAUAUGAUAACUGCCAUUCUUUUGGUAUAUUGUGACUAUCAUGCUUUUGGUUAUAUUGUAACUGUCACGAUUUUAGUUAUAUUGCAACUGUCAUGUUUUUUGGUAUAUUGUAACUGUCAUGCUUUUAGUUAUAUUGUAACUGCCAUGCUUUAUUGUACAUUGUAACUGUCAUGCUUUUGGUUAUAUUGUAACUCUUAGGUUUUUGGAUAUAUUGUAACUGUCAUGCUUUUGGUUAUAUUGUAACUGUCAUGCUUUUGGUUAUAUUGUAACUGUCUUGCUUUUGGUUAUAAUGUAACUGUCUUGCUUUUGGUUAUAAUGUAACUGUCAUGCUUUUGGUUAUAAUGUAACUGUCAUGCUUUUGGUUAUAUUGUAACUGUCACGAUUUUAGUUAUAUUGCAACUGUCAUGCUUUUUGGUAUAUUGUAACUGUCAUGCUUUUAGUUAUAUUGUAACUGCCAUGCUUUAUUGUACAUUGUAACUGUCAUGCUUUUGGUUAUAUUGUAACUCUUAGGUUUUUGGAUAUAUUGUAACUGUCAUGCUUUUGGUUAUAUUGUAACUGUCAUGCUUUUGGUUAUAUUGUAACUGUCUUGCUUUUGGAUAUAAUGUAACGGUCAUGCCUUUGGUUAUAUUGUAACUGUCUUGCUUUUGGAUAUAUUGUAACUGUCAUGCUUUUGGUUAUAUUGUAACUGUCAUGCUUUUGGUUAUAUUGUAACUGUCUUGCUUUUGGUUAUAAUGUAACGGUCAAGCUUUUGGUUAUAUUGUAACUGUCUUACUUUUGUUUAUAGUGAUUGUAACUGUCAUAAUUUUGGUUAUAUUGUAACUGCCAUGCUUUUUGGUACACUGUAACUGUCAUGCUUUUGGUUAUAUUGUAACUGUCUUGCUUUUGGUUAUAGUGUAUUUUAACUGUCAUGCUUUUGAUUAUAUUGUAGCUGUCAUGCUUUUGGUUAUAGUGUAACUCUCUUGCUUUAGGUUAUAUUGUUACUGUCUUGCUUUUGGUUAUAUUGAAACUCUCAUGCUUUUGGUUAUAUUGUAAGUGCCAUGCUUCUUGUAAUGUUGUAACUGCCAUUCUUUUGGUUUUAUUGUAUUUGUUCGUCACAUGUAUUUAUUUAAAAUAAAUUUAUUUUGAAAAGAGUAUACUUGCUAUCAACGUCACAUAUACUGCCUAUAAUCCAACUAUACAAAUAUAAUUACAUGUAUCAAUACUCAUAUUAUAAUACUAGUGACCCUACCCGUUCUUGCUACAAGGAAGGGGGCUGGUGGCGGGAACGGACGUGUCAGUCCUUUCAUUGAUUAGUUGUACAAAAUGUUAAUCGCCAUGUGCGUAUUAUAGCGAGUUCAUUUAUUAAGUGACACACCAUAAAGGGGAAACGGCUGAAACGGUAAGGAUAUUUUGAAGGUGGAUGAGGAACCUAGCGCUACAUAACUUUACCUUGAAGUGGCCAGGUUUUAACGAAACUUUAAUUUUAUAUUGUUUUUUUGUUUUUUUUUUAAUUUUAUCAAUUAAUGAAUAUACAGUGGUACCUCGGUAUACGUCUGCUUUGGAAGAAGUCCAACUUGGAAUACGUCCGGUUCGGACUAGCAAUAUUUUGCUUUGUAUGAGACCUUCGUUUGGAAAACGACCCGCGUGUGUGCUAGAACUUGUAUGUGUGAAAAUGACACAUCGCGCAAAGACUGGGAUGGAUGCACUCUCUUCAGAUUUUUAGUAAAAUUCAAACCUGGUCAGCCUCAACCAGGGUCAACUAGGGAAAAGAGACAGAGACAAGAAAAAAACAACAGAAUGUCAUAUUCUUGAAGUUUUAUUGGAAGGGGACUCUCCUUCAAAACAAUAACAUCUCCUCCUUCUCAGCACCACAUUAGUAAGCACUUGACUCUUCUCACCAACGUAAAGUUAGGUUCUAUUUACAUUGAUUUCACAUAACUUCUGUUCAUGUAUGUAUUUAAGUAGCUUAAAUUAUUUCAUCCAACCACCUCAAUAUAUGUAUAAUAUGCCAUUAAAAAUAUGAUUUUUUUGAUUGGAACGGAUUAAUUAUUUUCCCUUUGUUUCUUAGGGGAAAAAUACGUUUGGUAUAUUUCCUGUUUAGUAUACGUCCUGUUUGGUAUGCGUCCUGUUUGGUAUACGUCCUGUUUGGUAUACGUCCUGUUUGGUAUACGUCCUGUUUGGUAUACGUCCUGUUUGGUAUACGUCACGUUUGGUAUAAGUCCAAGGAUCAGGAACGCAUUAAGGACAUAUACCGAGGUACAACUGUAUAUUAUUAAAAAUAUAAUAUGAAGGAAAGAAAAAAAAAAUUGAUGACAUAAGUUCCGUGGGAAUUUUAAUAACUUUAGAAAUCUUGUAUCAAAAAUAGUUCACCCACUUAUAUAUAUAUAAGAAAAUGUUAUCGACAUUUUAACGAUAUUAAAAAUGUGGCUGCAGAACUCAUUGAGGUCAUUAUAUUUUAGUUUCAGAAUCACCAAAUCUGUAUGAAAUCAAGUUAGAAUUAAAAGUAACAGGAACGGACCAAUCCGCAACGAAAUGUGACGGUCAGAAAAAGUAUGUGGAUAAGGAGAACAACAUCAUUGAUAUCAAAUGUGAUCUAAAAUUUGAAAGCGCUAAAAUAAAUAUUAGUGGUGAGGUAGUUGGAUACCUCUGCUCUAUCUACAUCAGUGGAGGUAAGGCUUUUAUGUAUAUAUUAAGCUUAUUUUUUAUUUGAUUUUUUUGGUAAUUUACUUUUUUUUUUGACGUGGAAAUCUUAGAUUACUUAAUUUAAAGAAACAUUUUAAAUCUAAACUUCACUGUUUUGUGGUAAAUAAUAUAAAAAAGCGUUUUAUUUGUCCAUUAUAGCUGCACUUUUGUCUAAUUUAAAAUAUUUAAACAAAACUUGUUAAAACAAUUGUCCACAAGUCAAUUUUCAGUCAAUUCUAAAGAAUGUGAUUUAAAUGAAAGAAAAACACAAAAAAAAUGCAUCGCAUUAUUAAGACAUUGGCAAAUUAGAUACAUUAAAAUGGCUACUUUGAAAACAGUUUGCACUGACACGGACACUGCAUUCGUGCUCGAGGUAAUAAGGGGAGAGACUGCAAUUAGGUUAGUACAAUAAAAAAUGAGUAAAACAGAGUAGGGUUAAACCUGAAAAAGUAAACACAACAAAAGAAAAAAACGUGUCGGCAGAAAGCCUUCGUCAGCGAACAAAACAACAGAAAAACCUGUUAAAAAACAAAAACAAGAAUAAGAAAUAUGAUGGAUUAAGUAGCUACAGCUGUCAUACAUUGUCGGCUGAUAACUUUAUCGGAAAUGCCAGCAUCUGCUAAUAUCACUUCCUUGUGGUAAUUUUGAUAUGGUAUCUUCCAAUAUUUUCAUGCAUUCUGUUGACUCCUCCUAAAUUCCACAUAUAUUUCUUCAUUAUUAAUGUCUGCUCCACAUCGACAUCAAUGCGUGGUACCCGAGAGAAGCUCUUUGUUCUUUCGCAAUAGAAGAAUCCACGCUAGAUUUUCCUCUAUUGUUUCCAAUUGUGACUUACCGUUAUUUGGGUUUACAUAUUUAUUUGUUUUAAGAUUUUGCCAAUUAAAUGAAUCACACAAAAAUUGAAAACUUGGAUACAAGGUAAAAACUGAUAUUAAGCUACUGAUAUUAACGUUAAUAACUUUUUUAAACACUCCAUAUUUACAUAACUAUAUUGCUUAUGUAAUGAGAGAUAUUAAGUGGAAGAUUUUUGAUCAUGCGCAGAAGACAGAAAGGAAGUCGAAAUAUAUAAAGAAAAAGGGUAUUGGCCAGAAUAAAGAUAUAAGCAUAGAUCAUCCACGUUGAUUAGGAACAGAGGCCUGGCUACUUGGAGGCAAGGGGGACAGAUGCCCUAGGGCACCAGACUUUUUAAUGGCGACUACAUACACUUUGAUCUUAUUUUAUUAAUAAAAAUAAUGAGUUUGAGAGUUGAGAAAAGAAAGGAAGCUGUUUAAAAUGAAUCUUUUCCCGGGAGCCAAAAAAUCUGGCUAGGCUUCUGAUUAGGAGUCAAGAAUUUGUGAGUUAAGAAGAGCGUACUUGCAAUCAUACUUGUAUUUAAAAGGAGCGAACAUUGAAUAUUAUAUUUGUUUUUUACUGUGUUAUUACUGAGUUAUCAUUGUGUUAUCACUGUGUUAUCAUUGUGUCAUUACUAAUUUAUUUCUGUGAAAAUGAAAGGUGGUGUAUAGAAACAGGAAUUCUAAUUUUCAUUGAGGGUCGAGAGGAACGCCUAGGCUUCAUGGACGACGGAUGGAGUCUCCCAAAUCGUCAUAAUAAAAUGAAACUAAAGAAGUUAUAAUUACUAGCAUGAGUUGAUCAACUGAUAGACUGAGCCUAAAACCCCAUCAGUUAAAAAGUUAAUGUUACUAAUGAUAUUAUAAAUAAAAAUGUACUAAAUAUAUUGAUAAAUCUGCAUUAGCUUACAGCAUGGUAAAUAAAAGCGUAUAAUACUAGAAAAAUACAAUUAUGUAAUUCCCACACACACUGGAAAACUAGUGUACUUCUUAUAGGGCUCCUGUCAGUCUUGUAUGUAUCGUCAGUCUACUUGAUACAGUCGACCUUCGUAGUUAUAGGGAGAGCGUCAGAGUAAAACAUUAUUUAAUUCUGUAGCUUGAGAUUAAUUGCUCUCACUAUGUAGACCAUUCUGGAAAUUUAAAAAAAAUAUUUUAAAACAAGGAUGGAGGGGGGAAAGAGGGGCUAAAUUAAUUGGGAAUGUCAAAAACAAAGAGGGGGUAAUGUUGCAUGCCAUGGCAUAAAGUGAACAAAACUAGCAAACACACAGGCAAAACAGAUAUCUUUCAUGUCUGACCAUCUAGAAUAUCUUCACUACCAAUAUUUGACAAUAAAACACUUGGUUUACGCUUUUCCUAUCCUAUUCAUCUUUACUGUUUCCUUCAGGUUCUUUGCCAUCUUUCGGUGGUAUGACAGACACACUGUCCCUACUAACUUCCCAGUUAUCUACUUUCAUUACAUCAAGCAUAUUACUUAUAUUGAGAUUUCGUGUCAUGCUAACGACAUAAAAUAUAAACGCCUUGCAAGAAAUGGGUCUUUAAUGCCCCUUGUUAUAAUAACAUAAAUGUAACUACUUUCUUAAAGCUACAAUUUAAUCAAAGCUUGAUAUCAAUAAUAUAAUGCUUGUAGAACAAAACUUACUAUCAUUAUAAUCAGCGCAGAACCGUUACGUAUUUGAUAAGAAGUUCUAGUCCAGCGGAAGAACCUCACUUACUACAGUCAACAUAAGAGUAGAAAAACUCUUUGGAUCUAUCAAUGAAGGACACAGGAAGAAGUUAUAUCAAAAGCCUCAUAAUCUGCCAUCUGAUUUAUCAUUUAACUAACAUGAAUUUGAAAGAUAUUUGAGCGGGCUGUAAAAAUUUGAGAUUUUAAAACGACCCUGUUUUUUUUUGUUUUUUUUUUUAAAAUUUCUAUUGCAGUAACCUUAAUAUUUAUUUUAUUUUAAGGACGAAAUAUUGCAUUGAAACAAAAUGCAAGCCAGUC